AUGCUGGGUUCUUACUUUGGAUCACUCUGCAGAAAACAAAAUAACGUGAUGACAGAAAAAAGGGAGGAGAUGGAGGAGUCUAGCAGCAGGUUGUACUCAGGACCUCUGUCCAAGGCAGCUCAGAAGAUCCUGGCUGUUCUGCGGGCCCAGACUCUACAUGCAGCCAGACACAACCGCAGCUUCUCCAAUAAUCAUAGGCAAAUGGAGAGGUAUUACGGCAGCCAGAGGGAGUCAUGGACUCAGACCAGCUGGAGAAUAAGUCAGGAGGAAUCGACAGAAAGAGACUCAAACCAACUAUGGUCAAGGCCCCAGAUGUCAUCCUAUUCCACCUCUUAUCAUGACUCCUCCAACCAGAGACAGGGUUCUCAGACCUCAGCCUGCUAUCAGGGCUCGCAGACAUCAGACUGCUCCCUGUCAUCCCAGGCCUCCCCCUGUUCCUCCUCCUGGUGGGAUUCAUCAUUGCAAAGGCAGACAUCUCAGUCUGACACCUAUUAUCAGCCCUCACAGAUUUAUUGCCACAGAAAGAACUCCGAACCCCCUGCUUACCAGUCCAGCCAAACUCCUUCAUUCAGUCAGCGUGAGGUUUCUGAGACAGCAGCAUCCUCUUUCCAUAAAGACACGAACACUCUCUCCUUCCAAAUACCAGAGAGACUUUCUGAGCAUCAGGCUACCCCCUGGAAAAACUCCACUGAAGAAAUCAGGCCAUGUUUCAUCCUCAAUCUUUCUCCAGGGGAUGAGGGUCCUGAUGAGGUAUUGUUCCCCACAAUGGAACACUCUAAUACUCAUAAAAAGGAGCCCGCCUUGGCUUACCGACCAGUUUCAUCCUGCCAUAAAAUAAGUGUCGAGACCGAUAGCGACACAUCAGGUGCACAGAGAGAAAUGAAAAGUACAGAGAGCUGGAGUGUCUCCAGAAAUGAGCGAGAAGAAACUGUAGCUUCAGGCAGCCAAUCAAGGUGGAAGCAGCCUAUAUCCAACCCCUCUGAAGAGGCCACUAGUGGAGAAGAUGAAGAUAUAUUAUAUCAGCAAUCAGAGUCUGGAACAAUCAAAACUGGAAGGGUACAUCUACCUCCCAGUGUCCAUGUAACAAGACAGGGGACAGGUUGUGACACACAUGCUCUCAAACCAAUGAGACAGCUUGAUGGAGAGGAAGGGGUGGAACAAAUGGUGGAUUCAGAAACUAUUACUGGGGCAGGUGCAGGACAUAUGUUGGACAUCCAACAUGAAAUGCAGGGUGGAGUAAAUGAAGUUGCAUGGAACGAGAUAGGACACAAGGAUGCAGUCCUGCCAAAUGAGAAAGAGUCAGCCAAUGAAAUGGGAACCAAUGACAACAGUAGUUUAAAGAGAAAUUUGUACUUGGUCUCUACAACAAAUAAAAUGGAGAAAAGCUUUGAUACUGAAGGUGCAAAGCAAGAGCAGAAAGAAGAGAAUGACUUUGAGUACGGAGUUAAUACCCCUGAAAUCAAAGAUGUUGAACGAGGCAGUGAAAAUAAAGAGAUAACAGUGGGAUAUCACACUGACAGUCCAGCAAAGAUCUCAAUAUCUGUAGAGAUGAGAGACCACAAGAUGAACCCCUGCCAGCCUGACAACACUCAAAUCUUAGGUCACACUGUGACUGAAACAGGAGAGAAGCACCUGACAAAAGCAGCAAUACUGUUACACUGUGAGGCCAAAAAAGAGGUGACAGGUGACUCCACUGCUGAUAACCUGAAAAGAGCCACAGAGGAGAGUAUAGAUGGGAUGGAGAUUGGAUCGGAAGUGGAGACAGAGCAGCAGCACUGUUCUGAUGUCCAUCUAAGAGACAGGCAGCGUGAGACAGAUUAUAGAGGAGUCAGUGAGUUAUUUGGAAAAUGCGUUGAGGCAGGAGAGAGUGAGUCAGUGAUGACAAUUGUGGACAGUGAGGAUGAGAGUACAUGUACAGAGGACUCAAGGAGAGAAAGCUGUCCUGCGUUGCCCCGGGAGUGCGGGGCGGGAGGGUCAGGGUUUAGAGCUCCCUGUCUCCGUGGGAACCGUCAGCACCAUGAAAACGUACAAGCCACUAAUGGAAGCACCAGAGGGAGCAACUCAAGCAUAGUGCUGGCCAUAGGAAGCUUUUUUGCCUCUGGACAAAACUCUUCAGUGCAGGACUUGGACACAACUGCCAUAAGACCAAGAGAAAGACUAGAAAACAGCCGCCGAACCCAUCAGCCUGCUCUGAUUCCCUCCUUCUCAUUAAAGAGGAAGCAUGAGCUUCUCCAGCCCCAAAAUGUUAACCCUCUGCCCAAAAUCUCCCUAACCAGGCGUCCUCCAAAAUGGGAGCCGCCUCGCCCCUCUCAGGAAAAGACAGUUGAAAGAGGAGUCAGUGAGCGGAAGAGAAUCAGGCCCAAAGCCUCUAAUCCUGAACACCUAGCUUUAGCCCUAGAACCACAGACUAAAGCCAGUCCUUCACAUAAAACAGAACUAUUGUUAGGGGUGCAUACUGACCCAUAUGUCCAGAAGCAAACUCAGCAAAGGCAGAGUGAGGUGGAAGAAAGGGGCCAUGAAUUCACUAGGAAUGCUUCCAGACAAAUCCCAUCCUCUGUGACCUUCAAACCACCCAAGCACAAGCGAGCCAAAUACGGGCCUCACCAGGCCACAAAUGAGCCAAAAACAUCCCACGAGGGAGCUAAUACCGGCGAGCCCCAGAACCGACCCAAAGCUGGCUGUCUGACCGCAACCCUGACAUCUGACCCUAGAGUAAAGGAUUCUGGGAAGCUGAGCCCGGAUGAGAAGAUGCGGAUGCUUGAGAAGGCUGAGCAGGCCAAGGCGCUGGUGCUAACCAUGGUUUACAGAGACGGUACCACUCAGUUAGACCCAGAACAGAAGCUCACUCCACCGGUGUGCGGCCUCCUCGUACUGAUGAAGAACGAUCCGGACAGCAGCAUACCAGAGGACUCGCUCGGGCCAAAUGACAGUCUGGUCUACUUAAAAAUGGAGCACACACCUGCAUGGGCCCAGAAACACACACACCAGAGCCAGGAGCUUUUUACUAGAGAUAUGCUGCUACGAGUGCUAUCAAGAUCUCAACUGGUGGUGUGCUAUAAGGCCAAGGAUUUGCUUCGUACAGCUCUGCAGUUUUACAGACAAGACCUAAACUGGAAACAAGUUGCAGGGUGUCAUAUCCAGGACCCACAGGUGUCAGGGUGGCUACUGGAUCCUGCAGAUCCCUCCUCUAGCUACCAGGAACUUCUUAAUAAACACUUCAGAACACCCCGAAAAACACCUGCCCUGGGUACCAAGAAGGUUUCUCAGGUCAUCUCAGGUCUCUGUUCGCUCUACUGGCUUAACAUGGAGCUUUGCUGUAAACUACGGAGCCAAGGCCUGUGGGAGCUGUACUCAGACAUGGAGCUGAACAUGAUACCUGUUCUGGCAGCCAUGGAGAGCCAUCACAUCCACGUGGACAAAGAGGCUCUAAAGAGAACUUCAGACCUGCUCGGGACUAAGAUGAAGCAGUUGGAGCAGGAGGCUCAUCGAGCAGCUGGACAAAUGUUCCUGGUCACCAGCAACACUCAGCUACGAACAGUUCUGUUUGAGAAGCUGCGCCUCCACGAGCGCUGCGAGAACAAGAAGCUUCCCAAGACCACGAACAAACAACAGCAGUCAACAUCAGAAGCUGCAGUACGGCAAACACAGCUGUUGCAGCUUCAGGACCUGCACCCUCUACCAAAGAUCAUUCUGGAGUACAGACAGGUUCACAAAAUCAAGUCCACUUUUGUUGAUGGGAUUCUCUCAUGCAUGAUGAGCAAGAGCUACAUUUCCUCUACAUGGUACCAGACAAGUGCGGUGACUGGGAGGAUCUCAGCCAAACACCCAAACUUCCAGGCCCUGCCAAGACAGCCACUUCAAAUCACCAAGAAGCAGUACGUCCGAGGAAAGGACGAAGAGGUGGUGACUGUUCAUCCUCGGGCCAUGUUCAUUCCUCAGGAAGGCUGGACCUUUCUCGCUGCAGACUUCUGCCAGGUGGAGCUGCGUCUGCUGGCUCACCUCUCCUCUGACCCUGAGCUGCUUCGUAUUUUUACUAACCCUCAGGCCGACGUCUUUACCAUGCUGGCCUCUCAGUGGAAAGGGGUGAGUGAGGGUGAGGUGACUUCCGAGGACCGAGAACACGCCAAGCGCAUUGUGUACUCUGUUGUGUACGGAGCAGGUCGUGAGCGUCUGUCGGGGAUCCUGGGGGUGAGCGCUGAGCAGGCCAGCCAAUUCCAGGACAGUUUCCUGCAGACCUACAGAGAAGUCCAGACCUUCAUCCAAAGGACCAUCCAGCAGUGCCACAAACAAGGUUAUGUGCUAUCCAUUAUGGGCCGUCAGCGGACCCUUCGUAACAUCAGCUCCCCAGACUGGGGGAUCCGCAUGCAGGCUGAGAGGCAGGCUGUCAACUUUGUGGUCCAAGGCUCUGCCGCUGAUCUCUGUAAGACGGCCAUGAUCAGAAUCUUCAACCUGGUCUCGUCCUCUGACUCGAUCUCUGCCAGGCUGAUAGCGCAGCUUCAUGAUGAGCUUCUGUAUGAGGUGGAGGACUCCCAGAUGGAGCAGUUUGCAGCUCUUGUGAAGAGAACUAUGGAGUCCCUUCAGCACUUAGACCAUCUAGGAGUUCAUCUCAAAGUCCCCCUGAAGGUGGCAGUCUCCUGUGGCAAGUCCUGGGGAUCCAUGUCUGAGCUUAACAUCCCUCCAACAUCUCCCUCGCCUUCUCUUUGAGUCCUCCUCCCUCCCUUCAGCUCCUCUCUGCCUCUUUUUCUCUUUCUACUUCUACCACCACGCCCCUGUACUGAAUAUACUUUACUUUCACCGCUCUAGACAUUUUCUCUGCUCUCCCUCUUGUUCUCAUCUUUCUGCCUUUCUGAGUUUCUUGUUCAGUUUCUCUGUUUCACUCAGUCUAGCUCUCUCCUCACUUGUCCUGCAUCCACAUUACUAUGGAAACCAGGCAGCUGCAGCUCCUUCUAGCUCCCAGUUCUUGCUUUCACUCCAUCCGUAUCCGGGGGCAACGGCAGGAGCCACAGACUGGAUUGCGCCAGUUCUUUCUCUCUCUGUCUCUCUCUCUGUUUCUCCAUCCUGCAAAAAAAAAAAAAAAAGAUUCCUUAUCCUCCUCCUCUCCUCCUCCAUUUUCACACUAUCUUGUUAAGACCAACGCUGUUUUUUUCUGCCUCGUUGCCAUGGUGAAGCUACAUGUUUGAGAGAGUGCUUGGUAUUUAUUGGUUCAUAAAAAUGGUUGUUAAUAUAUAUAUUUAUUUUUUAAAAGCCAUCCUCAUAUUUUGCUGGUAGCCGCUAAGCUACUGUACACAUAAAAUAUAUUGUUCUAUAGAAAACUUCCUUGUAUUUAUUGUUAUAUGCUUCGUUCAUGCUGAAUAAAGCAAAAAUAUAAAUAAAUAAAUAAUUGUGUGAGCUCCCACUUGAUAAACCCAGUAACCUCUCUCACCCGUUUUCAUUUCUUCAUGCAGGUUUUUUUUCUACGUUCACCAGGAACUAAUCCUAAAUUAAUUGUUACAGCUGAUUUGCAUGUUACAUUUUAGAGCAAUUGUAGAGCUUAUGCUCUUAUUAACACAAGCGUAAAACACUUGAAGCAGCAUAAUAUCCUCUCAACAUCACAACAUUAGAAAUUAAAGCCAUAGCUCCCUGGCAAUAUGUCUGUGAGCAUUAAUUGUCUGUGACCAAUUUAAGA
Molecule: messenger RNA, 5665 nt
Organism: Thunnus maccoyii (southern bluefin tuna)
Lineage: Eukaryota; Metazoa; Chordata; Actinopteri; Scombriformes; Scombridae
Gene: poln
Product: polymerase (DNA directed) nu
Exons: 28
Coding region: 1-4704 (1567 amino acids)
Biological process (GO): double-strand break repair; DNA-templated DNA replication
Molecular function (GO): DNA binding; DNA-directed DNA polymerase activity
Source: RefSeq, a predicted model, not a curated record